This is a messenger RNA of Brassica rapa (field mustard), 2562 nucleotides long. RefSeq names its product putative FBD-associated F-box protein At5g56560. NCBI's taxonomy places the organism in Eukaryota, Viridiplantae, Streptophyta, Magnoliopsida, Brassicales, Brassicaceae. The record is from RefSeq and is a predicted model, not a curated record. Gene Ontology annotation, molecular function: protein binding.
CUGAUCCCCAGAUUUUGGAACCCUAGUUUAACCUGUCGCCAGAGCCCUAAUCCCGCCGCUCAUAUUUUCUUUUUUUUUACGGACAAUAAAAUUUCAUUUUUUUUUUCAAUAUAGCUAUAAUCAAACUCUGAUUAAGUUCUUCGACGACUCUAUUCAUAAUAAAAAAAAAUAUAAUUGUGAUUUGUCAGAGAAAAAAAAUCUCUUGUUUAUUAGAUGAAAAACCAAAUCUUAGAAGAUCACAUACGUUCUCCUUUAUAACACCAACAGAAUAUUAAUCAUAAUCUAACGAGACUAAUGAAAACUAACAAUAAUCUUUAGCCUCUUAGGUUGAAACAUAUACGUACAUAUACCUAUUCAACUUAAGACUUAUCCUUAUUUAAAUAAAUUAAGAAGAAUUAAAAAGAAAACUAAAAACCAGAUAGAAAUCGAACUUGUUAAUAAAUGUGUUACACUUACCAGUAGAUAGUUUAAGAGAGAACUGAGAAAGUCCAGAGAAACCCUAACCAGAAAGUACCAACCUCAAUUAUACUCUAUAGUCUCUCAGUCUCUUAAUCUCUCUCUCUGUCUCAAUGUAAACAUGCUAAACAUUUCCUAUUUAUCCACGUGUAUAUAUACCUUUUUGCUUCGAUAGAAUAUUUGUCAUACUUGAAUCAACUCUCUCUUCUUUCCCUUCAUCCGAUUCUCAGCUUUUUCCCAGUGAAUUAUAAGCCAACAUUCUUUAAAUUCCUUUAAUUUAAAUGGUUAGCUGUCAAAUAAAUAAAAAUUGAAAUAAUUCAUCGUAUUACUUUCAGAGAAACAAAUAUAAUUUAUAAAUAAUUUUGACCGUAAUUUAAAUUGCGAUGAGCUGUAAUUUAGAAUUUAAUCCCUUUUAAAAAGAUUUUGUUUUUAAAAGGUAAGAAAUCGACAGAAGAAGCCACUGAGAAACACGUAGACUCUGGUGAUAAGCUUCUUCCAUUCGCUAGUGAUAAAAUCAAGAAACAUAAACAUAAACUAUGUAACCGAAGAAAAAUAAACGAAGACGAUCAUUACAUGCGUGAGUUUUACCUUCCGUUUUUUUCAGUUAAGGUCAAGGUGAUGCAUCAUUUUCAUCGGUUGUAAAGUUUCGCUCCUGGUGCUUCUGAUUGUGCAUUUUUUGACUUCUAGUGGAGCAAUGGAAAAUUACAGGAGGGACAUUAUCAGCCAGCUGCCAGAUGAUCUGCUCUUAAGGAUACUGUCGUCACUUUCUCUUAAGGAAGUGAUGGCAACGAGUUUCUUGUCCCAACGGUGGCGGUCUUUAUGGAAGUUGGGGUCUAAACUCAAGAUUGGUGAUAAAGACUUCGACGACUUUCUUCUCAAAUGGGUUUCCAGAUCUUUGGCUAUUAGUAACCCUCAGAUUCUAAAGAGCUUGGAUUUGAAGCUUAUCCCAGGUAAUGAAUGUGACAGAAAUAGUAACUCUUUUCAUAGGUUCUCCUCUUUGGUUGAAACCGCAGUUUCUUGCGGUUUGAGAGAGUUGAGAAUCGAGUUUCUUUACACAUCCCUAGAACUGCCGAGUAUCUUCUAUGCAUGUGGGACCCUCGAAACAUUGAUACUCUGCAGGCUACAUCUCGUGGAUGUUCCGCCUAAUGGUUCCUUGUCGUCUCUCAAAACUCUUCGCCUUUUAUCCGUCAAGUUCUCACGCGACGAAUCUGUUCAGAAGCUUCUAAGCAUUUGUCCAGUUCUUGAAGAGUUGGUUGUAAGACGAUCCGGAUAUUCCAAUGUGGAGAUCUUCACUAUCAACGUGCCUAGUUUGACGAGUUUAUCGAUUGAUUAUAUACGUGUGGGAUCUCAUCAACCCACGGGUGUUCAUGGAUUUGUCAUAAAUGCUCCUUCCUUAAGGUACCUGAACAUUAGAGACCGUCACAGUAACUAUUUGCUGUUCACAAAUAUGCCGGAGCUGGUCAAGGCGAAUGUUGAGGCUGUUUGUGAUCAAUCCGAGAGUCUAAUAGGAUCUCUUGCCUCAGUCCGUUAUCUCUCUUUGUGUUCAAAAUCUUCAAACAUUCCAUACCAUGCAGGCACUUCCUUUGCCUUUCUUGAACAUCUAGAGCUGUGUACUUGUUCUUCGGAGUGUUGCAAUCUACUUUCCCGCAUAAUCACAGACCCCCUAACACUUCGAGUUCUCAAGCUUAAGUCGGUAUGUAGUAUUCAGUUUCCUUAAUAUGUGUGUGUGUUUUGCUUUCUUCUAGCGCUAACACCUACUUUGUGCAUCUCAGAUACAUCGCGCCCAUUAAUGGUUCGUUGGAACAAGCAGACUUUUGUUCCUGAAUGUUUGUUAUCGCAUCUCAAGAAUUUGGAAUGUAAACAUUCAGAGGCUCAAAGCUAAACAAGUGGCCAAGUAUAUCUUAGCAAACGCUGGUCAUCUGAAAUUAUCUUGUCAACAUUUUUUCGACCUUUUUUUAAUUGAAUGUAAAAUUGAUUCGAACAAGAAACUCAUUUCUAUAUUAAGUUCAACAUGUCACUGAAUUUGGAGUAUUUCUUUUGGAAUUUACAAAAGGUGUUAAAUUUGUGAUAGUCAGCUACUCGAAGUGAACCGCGCUUAUUUGACUA